AUGAUUCGAAAUGCUCUAGGCCGUGGGGCUAAACGGGUCCAGGCUCAAUCAGCCCAAGCCGAAGCUCCCCAAUUUGCAGAGGUCACCUGGUGGAAGGACCCAGGGUUAAGAAAGUUGUACUUCUGGUGUGCCAUCUUGAUGGCCAUGUCUGCGUCCACCGGUUUUGACGCGAAGCUUAUGAACACUUCCCAAGUUAUGGAUCAAUGGCAGAAUUCAUUUGAACAUCCGACUGGAGGACGACUUGGGAUCAUCGUUGCGAUUCUCGACAUUGGGUCUCUGUGCAGCUUCUGGAUGGUGCCAUUCUUUGCGGACAAUUAUGGCCGCAAGGUACCCAUCAUCAUCGGCUGUGUCAUUGAAACCAUUGGAGCAUUCAUCGGCGCUUUCUCGAGCAGCCAAGGAAUGUACAUGGCCGGUCGCUUCAUUCUCGGUUUCGGCAGUUCGUUCAACGGAGCCGGCCUUCUCAUCGCCGAGAUUGCUCAUCCCCAACACCGCGCCAAGAUUUCUGCCAUUGUUAACUGCAUGUACGGCGUUGGGUCGACAUUCUGCGCCUGGCUUGCACUUGGCACAAUCAAGAUUUCCACUGAGUGGUCGUGGCGGUCCUUGACCAUCCUUCAAGCGUUUCCUGGACUUCUUGUGCUGUCCCUCAUAUGGUGGAUACCGGAGUCCCCCCGUUGGCUUAUUGCCAAGGAACGUUACGAGGAGGCGGAACAGAUGCUUGCCAAUUACCAUGGGAACGGAGACAGAACAAACGAGACUGUCGCUUUUGAGUUCCGUGAGAUGAAGCAAACACUGGCUCUCGAAUUCCAACAUGGGAGGUCGAGCAGCUACUUGGAUUUUGCGAGAUAUGCUGGAAAUAGAUACCGAGUGGUCAUCUUGAUUUCGUUAGCAAUGGUGUCUCAAUACAGCGGUACUAAUCUGUUUUCUAAUUACGCCAAUAAGAUUUAUGAAGGCGCUGGUAUCAAAGACCAGACAAACAAAGUCCUCCUUAGCGGUGGCCAAACCUUGAUGUCACUCGUUGUAUCAGUCGGUUUCUCCCUCACUAUCGACCGCUUCGGUCGUCGGCCGCUAUUCCUUACCGCCACCACGGGCAUGGUUUUCAUGUACAUGGGCUGGACGAUUGUCAGUUCCCAAUACGAACGAACCCACGACUUGGCGAGAUUUGGUUAUCCACAGAUUGCCUUCAUUUGGCUCUUCAGUCUAUCGUAUCAAAUCGCGUGGACUGGCAUCAUGGCCGCUUACGCUCUGGAAAUCAUGCCGUAUAGCUUGAGAGCUAAGGCGGGAGUCAUCUCAACCAUUUUUGUCAAGGGAUUAAUUGUUCUGGGAAGCUACACCAACCCGAUUGCAUGGGACAAUUUCACAGCGGCAGGCCAUGCAUGGGUUCUUGCCAUGUUUUAUACCAUACUAGACUUCUGCUACCUGCUGUUCGUCUACUUCUUUUACCCGGAAACGAAGAACCUCACACUUGAAGAAGUUGCUAGAGUCUUCGAUGGAGACGACGCAAAGGUAGCGCGAGUGGAUAUUGAGGAAGUUAAGAAGGAGUUGGAGGAAGAGCAGAAGAAAGGAGCACAGGUUGACGUGAAAGCACUAUGA
Molecule: messenger RNA, 1590 nt
Organism: Colletotrichum gloeosporioides
Lineage: Eukaryota; Fungi; Ascomycota; Sordariomycetes; Glomerellales; Glomerellaceae
Product: Arabinose-proton symporter
Exons: 7
Coding region: 1-1590 (529 amino acids)
Biological process (GO): carbohydrate transport; transmembrane transport
Cellular component (GO): membrane
Molecular function (GO): carbohydrate:proton symporter activity
Source: RefSeq, a predicted model, not a curated record